Molecule: messenger RNA, 3085 nt
Organism: Rhizopus microsporus ATCC 52813
Lineage: Eukaryota; Fungi; Mucoromycota; Mucoromycetes; Mucorales; Rhizopodaceae
Product: phosphatidylethanolamine N-methyltransferase
Exons: 9
Coding region: 150-2840 (896 amino acids)
Biological process (GO): phosphatidylcholine biosynthetic process
Molecular function (GO): phosphatidylethanolamine N-methyltransferase activity
Source: RefSeq, a predicted model, not a curated record
UGAUUUUUUUAUGCGUAACCCCACCAGAAGUAAAAGGUGGACUGCUAAUUUCACGUGAGUAAUCUUAUUUGGUUGUGUAUGUCAAGUGCCUGAACAAUACUUUUUCUUUUGCUUUCUUUCUCCUUCCUCUAGCUCGUCUCAGUAAGAAUAUGACAUCGGAAUUACGCCAUAGAGAGAAAAAGACUUCGGAAGCACAAAAAGAUAAUGCUUUUACUGAAGAAUAUGAUGGCUAUAUCAAAAAAGAUAUGAAGUGUUCUUAUGGAAAGACUCCUAGUGGAGCAGUGUUUCGCGUACCAGUGACUCGUGAAAUGGUUGCAACUUUGCUUGAUCCUACCAGCAAAAAGAGUGCAUUCGAUUGGAUUACUUUGGGCACAAUGGCUUUUGAAAUAGCACUUUUCUUUUUAUUGCCAUUGAGAACGAAGCGUAUUCUAUUUACAUUAAUUUUCUUCUUUUGGCGCUUGUGUUAUAAUGUUGGAUUGGGUGUACUAUUAAAAGAACAAAGCGAUCGCCGUGGACUGGUCAAAUGGGCAAAAACAUACAAGGUUUUUGAUCGUGAAGAAAAUCCAAAGAUCUAUAACUUUCUCCACCAUCAACUAAGUAUAAAAAUGGGUGAUGACUAUGACUUUGAAACUGCACCUAUAGAAUACAAUACAUGGAUGUUGUUUAGACAACUGGUGGAUCUCAUCUUGAUGAAUGAUUUUACAAGCUAUAUUUGUUUUGCUCUUUCAUGGUUUAAUACUGCUUUUCAAUCAUACAUUUUCUUGGGAAAUACUCUAAGAUGGUGUGGUGGCAUAUUCUUGAUUAUUUUUAACAUUUGGGUUAAAAUUGAUGCUCAAAGAGUCGUCAAAGACUUUGCUUGGUACUGGGGAGACUUCUUCUUCUUGAUAGAACAAUCGCUGACUUUUGACGGUGUCUUCGAAAUGGCGCCACACCCAAUGUAUUCUAUUGGUUACUUUGGUUACUAUGGUAUUUCAUUACUAUGUGCAAGCUACACUGUCCUGUUUGUUAGUAUUGCUGCACAUACUCUUCAGUUUGCCUUCCUUAUAUUUGUCGAAACUCCACAUAUCGAAAAGACCUAUAAUCCUCCUACUACCAUCAAGCGUCAGCCUGUAGAUGCAAAGAGUACAAUUGAUCCCAAGACCACCCGUGAACUGCAUCCAGGUCAUUUCCGUAAAGAUUUGAUUGUCUUUAAAAAUUUUGAUCUUUUUCGUACGACUGAUAUUGUCUCCGUCGUGCUCAUCCUUUACGCUAUUCUCAUCCCACUUCUUGUCCCUGGCAAGUCUGGUCUGAUCAUUUCUUUCGUACAAGCAUUCUUUUGGCGAUUAGCUCAUUCUGUAGGCAAUGGUGUCUUGCUUCAAGCACAAUCCAACAGCAAGUUCUUGACUCGUCAUUUUAUCAAAUGGGGUGGUACAGUGCAAGAAGCAUUUCAAAACUGGAAGAGUUUAUAUAACCUUACCUUGACAAUGACUUAUGUCACAUUCUUUGUUACUUGCUGGAAAGCAUAUAGCUUACCUGAUAACUGGACGUAUGGAAUGACUCUCUUACGACAUACGUUGGGUUUAAUCUUUAUCUUUUUACACAUUUGGACUUCUGUCUCCAUAUUUGAAGUUCUUGGUGAGUUUGGGUGGUUUUAUGGUGAUUUCUUUAUGGAUGAACAUCCCUCCGAGUUACUGUAUACGGGCAUCUAUAGAUUCUUGAAUAACCCUGAAAAAAUCAUGGGUCAAGCUGCUUUUUGGGGAAUGGCAUUAAUCGCCAAUAAUAGUGUUGUCUUUACGUUGGCUAUCUUUUCCCAGCUUUGUAAUAUACUGUUUAUCCAAUAUGUUGAAAGUCCUCAUAUGCGAAAGCUGUACGGUGAUCAGAUUCGUAAAGAAGCAGGUUUAACAAAAACGUUGAAAUCGGCUGCUGUUGCUCUUCCAAAGACAAUUCCUGACAGAUUACAACAGGAAAUUGGAAAGAUCAUCCGCGAAAACCAAGACAGCACGAAAAACCUUGAGCGUCUUGUGAAGGAAGCAGUUGAAAGAGUGGAAAAAGCGGUUGAAGAGACGAAGGGUGCUGUUGGCGAUAUGGUAGGUGCCGCUCGCCCACGUCUACAGGAAGUGCUGGAAGAAACAAAGCAACUACUUGAAGACUCACGCUCGCGUGUUAUUCCCUUGGUAGCUGCAGAUAUAAACAUGUACGAUCUAUCUAGUUACUCUCUCAAGGUCCUUGAUAGCAACACAUUUGAGCUUGGUCAGCCUAUUCGAGUAGAGUGGAGUGCCCCUGAAAACCAUGGUCCUAAAGACUGGAUUGGUAUUUAUCGUGUUGGCACCAAUAAGCAUAAGCAUUUGACCAACGUAAGUUCUCGUGGACUGUGGCACUGGACAAACGCUGCUCCUGGUACUGCCUCUGAAGAGACUGUAUUUCCUCCUGAAACACCUGUAAAGACGAAUGGAAUCAUUGAGUUUUGCGGGUCAAAGCUACCAUGGAAGGUGGGAAUAUACGAAUUUAGAUACCACCAUGACAACAAACAUAAUGUCAUGACCACUUCCAUGACUUUUGAAAUCAAGGCUCCUUCCACACCUUGUACAUUUGAUUUGGAAACGACACAGAACGUCGUGUUGAAGUUUGCUCAAAAUAUUUUGGGACACAACGUCGAUAUAAUACCUCAUACACCUCAGGAAGAAUUUGUUGGAAUGGGUGAAAGUGAAUGCAAGCAUUUGGUAGAAUGCAUUCAGCUUGUUUAUAAUGUGGAGUUUGCUUGGGAAGUUGUCCUUGCUGAUAAAUGUGCAGCAGUACUAGCGAAAAGAAUAUUAAACGCUAGGAAGGCCCUUUCUCCAUUCACAGCUGAUCCACAAAGAUAGAAUCCUUAGCGAUAGUCAAGAUUGUAGGCUGACCUGUAUAAAAAAAAAAAGUUUCAUACUUUAUGUAAUUUAUCCUUGUAUUUGCACGCAUUCUGGUUUUAUAUUUGCGUAUUUGUAAAUUUACAUAAAAUAGUAAUUAAAGCAUAGGCUCAAGAGCUAAGCAUCUAUUAAAUAAACUGAGCCACCAGUGAAAGAAAGAGUGCUUCUCUUUUCCUUUGAUCAAAUCAAUAUGAUUAGAGAAAGGG